Molecule: messenger RNA, 1260 nt
Organism: Lathyrus sativus (Indian pea)
Lineage: Eukaryota; Viridiplantae; Streptophyta; Magnoliopsida; Fabales; Fabaceae
Source: the annotation of a GenBank genome assembly
AUGAAACGAAACCACAGUUCCCACCACCACCAAAACCACCACAACCACCACACCAACCACCAUAAUCUACCUCAUAAAUGGCUCAUAAUCCCAACCCUAACAAUCUUCCUCUUCCUCCUCCUCAUCCUCCUCCCUCGCUCAAAACCCUCUUCCUCAUCUCCUUCUUCCGAAAAUCCAAAUUUCACAACCAAUUUCAAUCUUCCAAACCUCCCCAAAUUCGCAUACUUGCUAACCGGUACAAAAGGGGAAGUUUCACAGGUCAAGAGGCUUCUUCAAGCAACGUAUCAUCCAAGAAACUACUACCUUGUUCACCUUGAUCUAGAAGCUUCUGACGCUGAGAGGCUUGAGGUUGCUAAGUAUGUGAAAUCGGAGAGGAUUUUUGGUGUUUUUGGGAAUGUUAUGGUUGUUGGGAAAGGUGAUUUGGUUACUUACAAGGGUCCUUCUAUGAUUGCUUCUACUCUUCAUUCUGUUGCUUUGUUUCUUAAAAAGGUUCAUGAUUGGGAUUGGUUUGUUAAUCUUAGUGCCUCUGAUUACCCUCUCUUCUCACAGGAUGAUCUCUUGCAUAUAUUUUCAUUCAUGCCUAGGGACAUGAACUUCAUUGAGCAUACAAGUAACAUGGGUUGGAAAGAGUUUCAACGAGCCAGGCCUAUCAUUGUCGAUCCCGGCUUAUAUCAUUCAAGAGUGUCUAGUGUUUACUAUGCUAAAGAGAAAAGAUCUCUCCCAUCUUCGUUUAAGUUAUUCACAGGUUCUGAAUGGGUUGUCCUUACAAAACCGUUUCUCGAGUUCUGCGUAUGGGGUUGGGACAACCUUCCUCGCACUCUCUUAAUGUACUACACGAACUUCCUCUCGUCGAACGAAGGCUACUUCCACACCGUCAUUUGCAAUCACAAGGAUUAUCAAAACACAACAGUAAACCACGAUUUGCGUUACUUAAGAUGGGACAACCCGCCAAAACAACAUCCUUUGUCUCUGAAACUUGAGCAUUUCAAAGACAUGGCAAAUAGCGGCGCGCCUUUUGCUCGGAGGUUCGACAAGGACGACCCGGUUCUUGAUAAAAUCGACAAAGAACUGUUAGGAAGAUCGGAUGGUUACUUUCCUCGUGGUGGUUGGUGUGUCGGCGAUUCUCUCAAGGGAAGAAAUCCUUGUGAUGUUUAUGGAAAUCCGGAUGUUGUUAAACCUAGUUUAAGAUCAAAGAUUCUUGAGAAACUGAUGUUGAAACUUUUGGAUUCUGAAAAUUUCAGGCCAAAACAGUGUAGAUAA